UUCUUCUUUUCAUUCGCCUCUGGUCGCCGUGCUGGAUUGUUCCCUCUGUAACAAAAGCCUGAAGCUCAGCUCCGUCUGCAGACACGGCUCCACCAACAGACACUGUAGAUGAACAUUUAUGAAACAUAGACGCGUAGCCGUGUAGCUGCCGCUGCUGCUGCUGCUGCUGCUGCUGCUGCUGCUGCUGCUCUCCGGACGGUGCCCCGCAGGCGGCUUCGGGUUGCAUGGUGGUGCUUCGGCUGCUUCAGCGGCUCAACAAAUGCAGAAAAGGGAAAAAAGUUUCGGUAUACAAAUGCUCUCCGUCCAGCCGGACACCAAGCCUAAAGGCUGUGCCGGCUGCAACAGGAAGAUCAAGGAUCGGUACCUGCUGAAGGCCCUGGACAAGUACUGGCACGAGGACUGCCUCAAGUGUGCCUGCUGCGACUGCCGUCUGGGGGAGGUGGGCUCCACGCUCUACACCAAAGCCAAUCUCAUCCUGUGUCGGAGAGACUACCUACGGUUGUUCGGCGUCACAGGAAACUGCGCCGCCUGCAGCAAACUCAUCCCAGCCUUCGAGAUGGUCAUGAGGGCCAAGGAGAACGUCUACCACCUGGACUGCUUCGCGUGUCAGCUCUGCAAUCAGAGGUUCUGUGUGGGGGACAAGUUUUUCCUGAAGAACAACAUGAUCCUGUGUCAGACGGACUACGAGGAGGGGCUGAUGAAGGAGGGCUACGCCCCCCAGGUUCGCUGACCCUCGCACUUCAGGUGCGGAGGCGGACGGCGCGGGGAGGAGACGAGGAGAGGGAGCGGGAGAAAUAGAGCAACCGAAGGAGAGCUUGCAAUCACACAACAAAAAGCACUAUAGCCUCCUGUCCACACCCCUCGACUCCCCCCCACCCCCCACCGUCCAUGUGUAAAUAACUAAACAAGUCUCCCUGCAUCGGGGGAGGGAAACAUUCUGCUGUACAAAAUAGCCAUAGUGACUCUGUCUUGGCAGGAAGCAAACAAAACAACAACAACAACAAAAACAACAGCAACAACAAAAACAA
Messenger RNA from Cynoglossus semilaevis (tongue sole), 1028 nucleotides. RefSeq names its product LIM domain only 3 (gene lmo3). Gene Ontology annotation, molecular function: transcription coactivator activity; DNA-binding transcription factor binding. Bases 260 to 730 code for a protein of 156 amino acids. The record is from RefSeq and is a predicted model, not a curated record. Lineage: Eukaryota; Metazoa; Chordata; Actinopteri; Pleuronectiformes; Cynoglossidae. Gene Ontology annotation, cellular component: nucleus. The transcript is spliced from 4 exons. Gene Ontology annotation, biological process: positive regulation of transcription by RNA polymerase II.